AUGGCCGAUAGUCCGUCGUUUUUGCCCUACGCCGACGACCACCAUGGUCGUUACCCUCUGCCAAGGUCAUCGAUUCAACCCAUUACCUCCGCCGCCAGAAGAAUCACUAAAUUAAGCUCGAUCGUCAAGCUAGAAGAAGUCGCCGUGACCACCGAAGAAGAAGAUGAAGACGCUAUCCUCGAUCUGAAAGCUAAGCUCUUUGAUAAGGACGGGAAUCAGUGGAAGGAAAGAGGCACUGGUACGGUGAAGCUCUUGAAACACAAGGAAUCAGGCAAAGUUCGGCACGUUAUGAGGCAAACAAAGACCCUUAAGAUCUACGCCAACCAUCUAGUUCUGCCGACUAUGUCGGUUCAGGAGCACGCAGGGAACGACAAGUCUUGCGCCUGGCAUACCGCAGAUUUUGCUGAUGGCGAAUUGAAGGAUGAAUUCUUCUGUAUUAGAUUUGCAUCUAUUGAGUUGAGAUACGUGGUAGAUCCUGGGCAUGUUAUUGAUUAUCAUCCUCUCGUGGUGCAAGAGGAUGCGUCGUACACCGAGUUACCUGCUAGUAUCGUGGAUCAGAAAGAGAAAGUGCUCCGCAACUGUACGAUUCCCUAUGUGAAGGUCCACUGA
Molecule: messenger RNA, 609 nt
Organism: Diospyros lotus (date-plum)
Lineage: Eukaryota; Viridiplantae; Streptophyta; Magnoliopsida; Ericales; Ebenaceae
Product: ran-binding protein 1 homolog c-like
Exons: 5
Coding region: 1-609 (202 amino acids)
Biological process (GO): nucleocytoplasmic transport
Cellular component (GO): nuclear pore; cytoplasm
Molecular function (GO): GTPase activator activity
Source: RefSeq, a predicted model, not a curated record